Molecule: messenger RNA, 2324 nt
Organism: Cyprinus carpio (common carp)
Lineage: Eukaryota; Metazoa; Chordata; Actinopteri; Cypriniformes; Cyprinidae
Product: ETS domain-containing protein Elk-1
Biological process (GO): regulation of transcription by RNA polymerase II; cell differentiation
Cellular component (GO): nucleus
Molecular function (GO): sequence-specific DNA binding; DNA-binding transcription factor activity, RNA polymerase II-specific
Source: RefSeq, a predicted model, not a curated record
AGUUUGCUCUCUUUCAUUCAUUUUGCUCUACAGCCGACCCGCGUCAUGCCUGUGCGGUGACGUCACGGCCGCACAGGGGACUCGCGGACCAAGAGAGGUGGAAAAAAAAGAAACAAGUAGUCGAGGCGCUCGUGGAAACAGGAAGCAAACGGGGGAAAGCCAAGCAGAGAUUGUUGUUGUUAAUAUAAAAUAAAUAAAAAAAACCUUCCGAGGGGAGCGCUCUGUCUUUUACCUCCCCGUUAUUUUGAGCUCUUUAAACUGACAGUGUAGCCAGUCCGUUGCUUGGACACCGCGCUCUGAAGGAGGGAAGCUCGCGCGCUUCGCGCCGAAGUGGAUGGACCUGAUCGGGGUUUCGGUUUAUUUGCCCUCCCUCACCGUCCACCACGCUGGAAUGAACCCCCUCUUUCUAUUACCGUAUUGUUUUAAAGGCAGGGCGUGACAUUCCGCCGUUUAAACGCGGCCCUGGUCGAUUUUACUGGAGUAUUUUGACGUUUGAAGAAGUCUUCAGUCCGUCUGACAGGAACGGUGUAACGUUACGCGCAGCCAGCCUGAGCUAACGCGAGCUAGCGACUUAGCUGCUAAUGUCAACUAACAUGGAGGGAGAGGUGCAUGUGUUACAUAACAGCCAAAACGCAAUUAAACCACCGACUUUUGACACCCAGCAAGCACAGUUAUGGACGUGAAUUAAUCUCCAAAGAAUAAAAACUGCCCAUAAACACAUUUAUUUGGGAGAGAUGGAGUCGAACCCGCUGAUCAGCGCAAUGGAUCCGUCCAUUACAUUGUGGCAGUUCCUGCUACACCUACUGGAUGAUCAGUCUCAGAAGCACUUGAUCUCCUGGACAUCUGGGGAUGGGGAGUUCAAACUGCUGGAUGCCGAGGAGGUGGCCAGAGUCUGGGGGCUGCGCAAGAACAAAACCAACAUGAACUAUGAUAAACUGAGCAGGGCACUUCGUUACUACUAUGACAAGAAUAUUAUUAAGAAAGUUAGCGGCCAGAAGUUCGUCUAUAAGUUUGUGAACUUUCCGGACCCCAACUCUGCUGAUGGGCUGAAAGGACCUGAGGAUUCCCUGGGGGCCACCAUGGGGGAGAAAUUGGAGCUGUCCAUUCAGACCAAAUCUAAUACCGGUGCUAACAACACCAACCCAUGUCUCUCCAAGAGCCUGCAGGUUCAGCGCUCCUCCCCUAGCUCAGUGCAACGCAGCUCCCGCAACGAUUACAUGAAGUCUGGUCUCUACUCCACUUUCACUAUCCAGUCCCUACAGACGCCCUGCAAAACUACAUCCAAAUUCAUCAAAACGGAGCAUGUCCUGAGUGACAACAGCCCCAAACCUGCUCCUCUGGACCGCACAGUGCAUGAGAUGCAAAUGUGUCAGACAGAAGCACAGCAGGGAACUGCUCAGGUGCAGUCGAGUAUGGAGAGCAACAAUUUGCAUGUGAUAGUGACCCACCCCUCCCCAUGUGCUACACCCGCCCCCAGCCCACAGACGUCCUCUGGAUCUGCCACUGCAACCAUGAAUACUCAAGCACAGAAGAGCCAGAAUUUGGGUGACCCACCCCAGAUCUACCUGUCCGAUCCCAGCUCUCUGACCUCGCUCAUUCCUCUAGCUCAUGGAGAAUGUGUCGUCAACCCCUCUCAGCCUGUAUUUGUGGUCAUAAAGCCUUUGCCUGUUGGACUGCCCAAAGAGUCCAGCCUCCCGCCUGAAGAAGAAUUGCUGGAGAUUGUCGAUUUGGAUGACAAAACAGAUGUUGAGCCAGUGUCCACAGUGCCUGUCUCUGGAGUUACAGAUGCCCCAAUCUCUGUGGAUGCUCCAUCACCCUGCGUGGAGCCGGUGGCCCACCCGGUUGGAGAAGGGGAGGUAAAAGAGAAGCCUGAGCUACCCGAGGACACCAAUACUGCAUCAGCCUCCCUCCCAGCGAGCACGCAGGAAGUCCAGCCUCCUAAAUCAAAGAAGCCACGUGUGCUGGAACUGCCAUCCUCGUCUACGCUGCUACCCCCUGGACUCUCGUUGGAUAAGGUCAAUGCAGCGGUGAACAGCCUUCUUGCUUCUGGCAGUGCCACAAACACCUUAACACCCACAGUCAUCACCUCCCAUGCCCUGACUCCAGUGCUGCUGACACCGAGUCCGCUGCCAUCAACCAUACACUUCUGGAGCACGCUCAGUCCAAUCGCUCCACGCAGCCCUGCCAAGCUCUCCUUCCAGUUCCCCUCCAACGGAAGCAAUCAGAUCCAGAUCCCAGCACUGAGCGUGGACGGCCUGUCCACACCUGUCGUUCUCUCCCCUGGACCACAGAAACCCUAACUUUAUUUUAAUUCCCUUGUCUUC